CUGCAUCACCAUGGCAUAUAGUAAAGACUUAACCAUUAUUUUUCAACUAAAGUUUCAAAGAAAAACUAGUGCUUCUUCCUAUUUUAUUGAAACCUGGGAAAAUGUGAGCAGGAAGGAUAAGGGCAAUGCACCAAAUAACUUUUUGUGCCUGUUUCUUUUUAACCCAGCAGAGAGAAAGUCUAUGUCCUUGCCUCUAUCCACCUCCAAAGCAGAAAUGGAACAAAAUGUUGACUUCAGCAAUAGCAACAACAACAGUAAAUGCACGAUUGGAAACUUCAAGAGAGAAUUUUACCCUAUCAUGUACCUAAUAAUCUUCAUCUGGGGAGCCUUGGGAAAUGGCUUUUCCAUAUUUGUUUUCCUGCAGCCGUAUAAGAAAUCCACAUCUGUGAAUGUUUACAUGUUAAACCUGGCCAUUUCUGAUCUCCUGUUCACAACCACACUGCCUUUCAGGAUUGACUAUUACCUCAGAGGCUCCAAUUGGAUAUUUGGGGACCUGGCCUGCAGAUUCAUGUCUUACUCCAUUUAUGUCAACAUGUACAGCAGCAUCUAUUUCCUGACUGUGCUGAGUGUUGUGCGUUUCUUGGCAACGGUUCACCCUUUACGGCUCCUCCAUGCCACCAGCAUCAGGAGUGCCUGGAUCCUAUGUGGGAUCAUAUGGAUUCUUAUCAUGGCUUCCUCAGCAGUGCUUCUGAAUAACGGGGUCAAGCAGGAGAACAAUGUCACUUUAUGCUUAGAGCCGAGUGACAAUAAAAUUGUUAAACUGCAGAUCUUGAACUACGUUGCCUUCGUGGUGGGCUUCUUCCUGCCAUUCUGCAUUCUCAGCAUCUGUUACCUGCUGAUCAUCCGAACUCUGCUGAAGGUGGAGUUCCCAGAAUCAGGGCAGCGGAUUUCUCACAGGAAGGCACUGACCACCAUCAUCAUUGCCUUGAUCACCUUCCUCCUGUGUUUCCUGCCCUAUCACAUACUGAGAACCCUCCACCUGGUCAUGUGGAGUAUGUGCAAAACCUCACUGCAUAAAGCUGUGGUCAUCACACUGACUAUGGCAGCAACCAAUUCCUGCCUCAACCCUUUGCUCUAUUACUUUGCUGGAGAGAAUUUUAAGGACAGACUAAGGGUUACCCUCAGAAAAUGUCAUCUACAUAUGACAAAGAUCAAGUGCAGACUUCCUGUCUGUGUGUGGUUGAAAAUGAUAAGAGUGUAAGGGUUCUUUUGGAAGCUACUAAAGGACGUGCUCCUCCAAAAUCAGAGAUUAAACCAAGACAGAGGAAAACAUGCUAUCUAGGAAAUGAAGAAUCUAGCAUACGAGAAAAGUUAAGAGAAUUCCCAGGAUGUUGGUGUCCAACAGGCCUAGAGAGCAACUUGUCCAUAUUGAAGCAGGAAUCUCAGAGGACUCCAGGAGACAUGUCACCAAGAAAAACAAGAAACUAAUUGCUUUGCACACAUUGAGAGGGAUUUCUGUUUCUCUUGGAGAGCUUGGGAUGAAUUAGUGAUAAAUACAUAGACAACUAAGCAAAUGAAAAGGCAAUGAUAUUACUAAAUGCUAGGGAAAAACAAACUUUUGUAUAAGAGAUUAAAUGUAACCAUAGUACACUACAUGGCUCAGAUGUAAAUAAUAUUUACAUAGAGAAUUACGUAAACAGUAAAAUACUGCGAUAUAACUUCUUUCAGGGAAUGAGGGGAGAAGAAAUGUAUGUGUGUAUGUGUGUGUAUAAAGGAGAGGUAUAAGAAACCUAGGGUCCUACCUUCCAUCACAGAAAAUACAUAAUAACUAAAGCAGAAAAAAUGAUAUAAAGCUGUAUAAGCAUGUUAUUUAGCAAUAAAAACUAAAUACCAGAAGAAACAGCUAAAAUAAUUGUGAGGGAUUUCCUCUAGAGGAAAGUUGGGAGUGGGGAAAUAGGACAAAACUUAUCUUUCUCUUUUAAGAACUAUUUAACUGUCUAACUUGUGAAUAUGUAUUGCUGACAUAAAAGUUAUAUUAAAAUUCAAUUUUAAAAUUCAAAUUAAUUCUGAGUUAUUUAAAAAAAUA
Trichechus manatus latirostris (Florida manatee) is the source of this 2026-nucleotide messenger RNA. RefSeq names its product cysteinyl leukotriene receptor 2 (gene CYSLTR2). Gene Ontology annotation, molecular function: leukotriene receptor activity. The transcript is spliced from 2 exons. Gene Ontology annotation, cellular component: plasma membrane. Gene Ontology annotation, biological process: G protein-coupled receptor signaling pathway. The record is from RefSeq and is a predicted model, not a curated record. Lineage: Eukaryota; Metazoa; Chordata; Mammalia; Sirenia; Trichechidae. The coding region runs from base 11 to 1201 and encodes 396 amino acids.